CAAGCGCAACGCAUCAGUGUGGAAAGUCCCUAAUUAUACGACAAGGUUGCCACGCACUGGAACACUCUGUCAUUCGAAAUACAACACAGGUGUCUUGUAGGUCAUAGAGUCAGUUAAAAUCUUUCCUUGGAAGUAGAGAUCAAGAUCAGAGCGGAGAAAUUCCCAAGCGGUCUCUUCUCUGCGUCAUCUCUCUUCUAAAUCUCUUCCUUCGUGUUUCGCCUUUUCCCUUUCUCCCUUCUCCGCUCUCCUUCUCGUUGUCCUUUUCUCUCGGUCUUCGUAACGCACGUGCGCUUCAGUUCAGCAGCGGCGUCUGCUUAGGAAAGAUGAUUGUCGAAUUCUGUACUGCCUGCGCGCUCGCCGCUUUCGUUGCACUGGUAUACCUGUGCUAUUUUUACAAAAUUAAUUGGAUUCGGGAUUUAACAGACACAGAUCCAAAAUCUUCAAGUUUAAUGGCGAAAUACAGGACGAACGUAAACCAGACGUUGAAAAAUUUGCCACCGGUUUAUCCUAACGGCUGGUUCGGUCUGCUCGAGAGUAGCAGUCUCGAGAAUGGACAAGUAGAACACGUGGCAGCGCUUGGUCAAAACUUUGCAGUCUUCAGAACCGAGAGUGGCGUGGUACGAGUCGUAGACGCUUUCUGCCCACAUUUAGGAGCUAACAUGGCUGAAGGCGGUAAAGUCAUAGGAGAGGACUUGGAGUGUCAUUUUCAUAGUUGGCGUUUUUGCGGCGAGACUGGAAACUGCACGACUAUUCCCUACACCAAAACUGUACCAUCGAAUAUAAAAGCCAAAGUGUGGGAAAGCAUUGAGGUGAAUGGAUCGAUAUUUGUGUGGCAUCACGCGGAAAACGUAGCGCCCUAUUGGUGGCCGCAGAAAGAGGAAGCGAUCGCAAAACACAGCUUGCUGUAUCAAGGACGUAACGAGUAUUACGUCAAUUGUCACAUCCAGGAUAUUCCGGAAAACGGCGCAGACUGGGCCCACCUGGGCGCUAUCCACGGUCCAGCUAUGCUGCCGACGGACAUGUUCACCAAGAUAAUGCACCACAGAUGGACCAAUAUAUCCUGGUCAACCACUUCUCAAAACGAGUCAACCGCUGACGACUCGGAAGAGCAAAACAAGGAAACGCACAUCGCCCAUCUUACGCUCCAUCACGAUCUUAUCCUCUUCGAUAAGUUCUCCAUCCUCACCCUGAAAGUAAAGGGCCGACAGGUAGGCCCAGGCUGCGUCGAGAUAAAUCUCGAAAGUGCCUUGGGACCCAUGUUCAUAGUGCAGACGGUCACUCCGGUGCAGCCACUCGUUCAUCGGGUCACGCAUACGAUGUACGCUUCCAGAUUCGCGUCUUUUUACUCAAAAAUCGUCUUCAUAGGCGAGUGCAUCAUGUUCGAGCGGGACAUGCGCGUGUGGAAUCACAAAAAGUUCAUGCAUAAUCCUGCACUGGUCAAGGAGGAUAGGACGAUAAAGGCCUUUCGCAAAUGGUACCAGCAGUUCUACUCGGAAAACAGCCCGACCUACGAGUCGUGCAAAGCAUCCUUGGACUGGUGAAGGUUUCUAUAUGAUUUUUGUAUCGAGUAGAAAAUUCACUUACUGAGUCAACAGCAGAGUUAUAGAUUAAUCGAUACUAAUUUGAUAUCGCGAUAAAUUGCAUAUGCCGAUAAUAUUUUACACAUACUAUGACGAGGCAUGCGUGCUAUUUAACUAAAUUGAACGAAUAAAAAAUAUUUGCCGAUCUAUACUGACGAUGCGUGCAUAUUAUAAUUGCUUUGAAAAAAGCCGAUUGGGACUGGCCUUUAACCUAUACUGCUUAAAUCUUUAGCUUGCGGAGAAAUUCAAAUUCUUUAUCACUAAAAUGUAAGCACUCAGUGCAUAUCCUGUUUAGCGGUGUACCAUCUAUACGGCAAGACCGCCACGUUUACGAGGAUACUGUUUGUGUAGCUUAUGCUACAGCUUUCAUAAUGUGUAUUAUAUAUUUAUAAGAAUGACACUAAAUGAUUUUUGUACAGUAUUCAAAUCACGAAUAAUUUCAACAAUUUUAUUCGUGACAUUUUUCCUCCCAAAAAAUUACACUCAAUACUCAAAUGAGCGUGUAUGUAGAGCAAACUUGAUGUUUUAAUUAUAUCAAUAUUAAUCGAACUUUAUCUCAACGAAGCCACGCAAAGCUAAUUGUAUCUCCAUCGCUAAAUUCUGAUAUACCGCCGUCAAUACUUGCGACAGAACGUCACAGGUACAAGAAUCGUCGUAAGUUAUCAUUAUAAAAUAUUACUUUCAUAUUAAAUAAAGUAUAUGCAAAAAGUCUA
Messenger RNA from Nasonia vitripennis (jewel wasp), 2293 nucleotides. RefSeq names its product cholesterol 7-desaturase-like. Gene Ontology annotation, molecular function: 2 iron, 2 sulfur cluster binding; chlorophyllide a oxygenase activity. Gene Ontology annotation, biological process: cholesterol metabolic process; chlorophyll biosynthetic process. The transcript is spliced from 5 exons. The coding region runs from base 324 to 1541 and encodes 405 amino acids. Gene Ontology annotation, cellular component: chloroplast. The record is from RefSeq and is a predicted model, not a curated record. NCBI's taxonomy places the organism in Eukaryota, Metazoa, Arthropoda, Insecta, Hymenoptera, Pteromalidae.